Molecule: messenger RNA, 5421 nt
Organism: Bombina bombina (fire-bellied toad)
Lineage: Eukaryota; Metazoa; Chordata; Amphibia; Anura; Bombinatoridae
Gene: LONP2
Product: lon peptidase 2, peroxisomal
Exons: 16
Coding region: 1-4200 (1399 amino acids)
Biological process (GO): protein catabolic process; protein quality control for misfolded or incompletely synthesized proteins; protein processing
Cellular component (GO): peroxisomal matrix
Molecular function (GO): serine-type endopeptidase activity; ATP-dependent peptidase activity; ATP binding
Source: RefSeq, a predicted model, not a curated record
AUGGGGGCAAAAUUUGCCCCGUCAUAUGCUAACAUAUUUAUGGGAUGGCUAGAGAUCAACUUUGUCUAUGCAGAUAGAAACCCCUUCAUCCAUCAUAUACGAUUGUAUAAACGUUUAAUUGACGAUCUGAUUAUUAUUUGGUCCUCUGAUGGUAAAUCGGCUGAGGAGUUCACAGAAUUCCUGAACAUAAGUGACAAUGGAGUGAAAUUCACCCAUGAAUGGCAAAAAUCAGAAAUCCAUUUCUUGGAUGUUAACCUUAGGGGAGACACUGACACUGGCACCAUUAUAUCCAAUUUGUAUAGAAAACCCAUUGCAGGAAAUACCCUUUUACAUCACAAAAGCGCCCACCCUAAACAUGUUUUCAAGGGUAUCACAAAAGGACAGCUACUUAGGGCUAAAAGGAUCUGCAAUAGGGAAUCUGACUACAAAAAGGAGAGCCAAGAGAUAAAAAAUAGGUUGCUUGAAAGAGGGUACAACCAAUCUUUGGUUGAUAACGCCUUGGAUGAAGUAACCAAAAUUAAAAGAGGUGAUGUCCUUCAGAAAAGCACACUUACAAAGUCUGAUCACAAAACCAAAAAUUGUACACUCUUCAUCACCAAGUAUUCAACGGAAUUCUACGAGAUUUGUAGAAUUCUCAAGAAAUACUUCCCCAUGUUAUAUGGGGACAAACAACUAAAAACGGUAGUGGAGAGAGGAUUCAAAUGUGUUUAUUCCAGAAAUGUCACAUUAGGAAACAUCCUAUCUCCAAGUCAAAUAACACAGAAUACCAGGCCCACUACUUGGCUCUCUGUAAAUGGGACCUAUAAGUGUGGAGUCUCAAGAUGCAAGGCCUGUGAUUUCAUCACAGAAGGGAAAGCAUUGGUUAAAGCAGACGAUAUUUUGGAAGCAUUUACUAAAUACUAUAGUGAACUCUAUUCGGCAAAAACAGAGGACAAGGGCCAGUCUGAACGAUUUUGGAGUCAGAUCAUUUGCCCUACAAUUACUACAGAAAUAAACUCUGUCUUAAAUAGCCCGAUAUCCAAUGAGGAAAUUAGCAAAACGAUUUCUGAACUAUCUAUGAACAAAGUAGCAGGCCCUGAUGGCAUCCCCAACGAGGUUUAUAAGAUCUUAACUCAAGAGAUAACUCCUCAUCUAUGUAAUACGUAUAAUGAUUUUUUCAUUACGGGCAAACCCAUACCAGCUGACUUUUCCGCUUCUUUCACAACUUUACUUCUUAAAGGAGGCAAGGACCCCAAUCACAAGGACUCUUAUCGACCCAUAGCCCUGUUAAAUUCAGACUAUAAGAUUCUUGCCUCAAUCUUGGCACGUAGACUGCAAGGCGGUCUUCCAUACAUCAUUCACAAUGACCAAGCAGGGUUUAUACAUCGACGAAAUUCUGCUUCUAAGAUUCGGGAAGUUCUGCUGGUGUCUGAAUUUUUUCAGACAAGAGAGGAGGGGACAGGGGACAACAAAGAUCUUGCAAUAGUCGCCAUCGAUGCGGCUAAGGCAUUUGACUCAGUUUAUUUCAGUCACCUUUUCACCUCUUUAAAUAAAUUUGGGUUUAGGGACAAUUUCCCUAACUUCAUAAAGAAUUUAUAUACAUGUCCUCAUACCAGACUCAUAGUGAAUAAUUCUUUAUCCUCCAAUAUUAUUAUUGAGAGGGGAACGCGACAGGGUUGCCCCCUGUCCCCCCUUCUCUUUAAUAUUGCCAUAGAAUCACUAGCAAUAAGGAUCAGACAGAACAUUGAGGGCGUUAGAAUCGGUGAACAUGAAAUGAAAGCUGCAUUAUAUGCGGAUGAUAUUCUUCUUUACAUCUCAAACACAAAGGUAAAUAUACCCCAACUGUUCAGCAUUAUAGAUCAAUUUGGCUCAUUCUCUGGGAUUGGUACUGCAGCAUUGGCCGUGCAAGUGGUCGGCAGCAACUGGCCAAAGCCACACUACACAUUGCUAGUCACAGGCCUAUGCCGCUUCCAGAUUAUGCAAAUCCUGAAGGAAAGACCAUACCCAGUCGCAGAAGUGGAGCAGUUAGAUCGACUUGAAGAAUUAAGCAGCAAGUCCGAAUUAAAGGAGGCUCUAGGUGAUCUAUCUGAGCAAUUUUACAAGUAUGCAGUGCAGCUUUUGGACAUGCUGGAUAGUUCUGUUCCUGCAGUCAUCAAAUUAAAGCGUUUGCUAAAUAAUCUGCCCAAGGAUCUGUUGCCAGAUGUCCUGAGUUCUAUCAUCCGGACAACCAAUGAAGAAAAGCUCCAGAUACUAGAAGCUGUUGAGCUUGAAGAACGUUUCAAGGUUACAAUACCUCUCCUGUUAAGACAAAUUGAAGGUUUAAAACUCUUGCAGAAAACUCAAAAUAGCAAACUGGAUCAAGAUAACAAAAGGGUUUUAACAAUUCGUCCUAUGAGAAAGCUUGGAGCAAUAUCUGGCAAACCAUUUUCCUUGGAAAACACUGAAGAUGAUGAUGAAGAUUCUGAUGACAUCUUAAUGAUUGAGAGAAAAAUCAAAUCCGCUAAUAUGCCGGAGACCGCUCUGAAAGUCUGCAUCAAGGAAUUAAAAAGGUUGAAGAAAAUGCCACACUCUUCCAUGCCUGAAUAUGCUCUGACCAGAAACUACUUGGAAUUGAUGUCUGAGCUGCCUUGGAGUAAAAGCACAAAAGAUUGUCUAGAUAUACGUUCAGCCAGAAUCCUGCUUGAUAAUGAUCAUUAUGCCAUGGAAAAGCUAAAAAGGAGGGUUCUAGAAUACCUGGCUGUCCGGCAACUCAAGAACAACCUGAAGGGGCCAAUCCUCUGCUUUGUGGGCCCACCUGGAGUAGGCAAAACCAGUGUGGGUAGAUCUAUAGCCAAGACCUUGGGCAGAGAGUUCCACAGGAUUGCACUGGGAGGAGUGUGUGAUCAGUCUGACAUUCGAGGACAUAGGCGUACAUAUGUAGGCAGUAUGCCGGGACGUAUCAUCAAUGGCUUGAAGACUGUUGGAGUGAAUAAUCCAGUGUUUCUAUUGGAUGAAGUUGACAAGCUAGGGAAGAGUCUGCAAGGAGACCCAGCUGCUGCUUUACUGGAGGUGUUGGACCCGGAGCAAAACCACAACUUUACUGACCAUUACUUGAAUGUGCCCUUUGACCUCUCCCAGGUCCUGUUUAUUGCCACUGCCAAUACAACAGCUUCUAUUCCCCCUCCAUUGCUAGACCGCAUGGAAGUUAUACAGGUGCCAGGUUAUAGUCAGGAGGAGAAGGUUGAAAUCGCACAUCGCCAUCUCAUCUCUAAACAACUCGCUCAGCACGGUUUGACACCUCAGCAAAUUCAAAUUCCACAGGAAACGACCCUGGAGAUUAUCACCAGGUAUACAAGGGAAGCUGGUGUGCGCUCCCUGGACAGGAAGUUUGGAGCUAUUUGCAGAGCUGUGGCUGUUAAAGUGGCCGAAGGACAACACAGGGAGUCCAAGUCUGAACCUGGGGAAGGAGUUGAUAGAGAAGAACACAAGAUGACCCCAGAGGAUUCCAAAUCUGGAAUUGUCAGUGAGACAGCAGACCUGGCCUUGCCUCCUGAAAUGCCAAUUCUUAUUGAUCGUCAUGCCUUGAGAGAUAUCCUGGGAGCUCCAAUGUAUGAAAUUGAGGUGUUUGAACGUUUGAACCAACCAGGAGUUGCCAUCGGAUUGGCUUGGACCCCUUUGGGUGGUGAGAUCAUGUUUGUGGAGGCCAGUCGUAUGGAUGGAGAAGGGCAGCUAACUCUGACAGGACAACUCGGAGAUGUAAUGAAGGAGUCAGCACAUCUUGCUAUCAGUUGGCUGCGUAGCAAUGCAAAGAAAUAUCAUCUGACAAAUGCCGCUGGGAGUUUUGAUCUCCUUGACAACACAGACAUCCACCUGCACUUUCCAGCCGGAGCAGUCACAAAGGAUGGUCCAUCUGCCGGUGUUGCCAUAGUAACUUGCCUAGCCUCACUUUUCAGUGGCCAACUGGUGUCUUCAGACAUAGCUAUGACUGGAGAGAUUACACUUCGGGGUCUUGUUCUUCCUGUUGGUGGAAUCAAAGAUAAAGUACUGGCUGCCCACAGAGCUGGGCUAAAGAGAGUGAUGAUACCCAAGAGAAAUGAAAAGGAUCUGGAGGAGAUUCCCCUGAAUGUGAGGAGAGACCUUCAUUUUGUGAUGGCCAGCUCACUGGAUGAAGUUCUUAAUGCAGCCUUUGAUGGGGGGUUUUCACACAAGAUCACUACUGAUAUUUUAAAUAGUAAAUUGUGAAAUGUAUCUUGAUAAAUAAAAAGUUGUGAUUACAAUCCACAUUGAUAAAGCAUAGCCCCUUUUCAGAAAUGUAUAUUUAAAAAGUCCAUAACAAUUUUGUUACAGAGCAGUUUUCAUGAAUUAUAAUAUCUGGGAUUUCAACAUAACAAUUGCUCCAGUAUUUUCAAGUUAGUGGUUCAGUUUGUAGAGUGGUGUUACAGAUAUUGUUCUCCCAGGACCUUUUUAGCGGAUGCACCACCCUGCUGACCAGCGGGCUAUAAUUUUAGCCAAUAUUAAGCCUAAAUUAGCAAAUAAUAAAAAUGCUCAAUUUUUAUUGUACAAAUUAUCAUUAAAUACAUUUAUACUAAAUUAUGUAAUUAAUUUGUGCGUUGGUUAGCAGAAUAUAUAUAUUAUUAGAAAAUAUUACACUGCCCUCACAAUUUUCUGUGGAGAACACCGAGAUAAGUUACAUGGUUCUUAAAAUCCAUUUUGCUGUCAUAUAAGAUCUAACUGAGGUGUAAAACAUUUAUUUAGUGGUUUUCCUGCAGUUUGCGCUGAAUUAAUUCUGCUAAUACUGUUAGCAUACUUGUAAACACAAAUGUAUUUAAAAAGUAAAACGUAAAUUUAAAUGUAAUAUUUCAAUCAGACCUUUAAGCCAUUAACAAAAAGGACAUCAGAAUGUUUGUUUAUGAUUGAAAUGGAAAUUGUUAACUGUUAUUGUUUAAGUGAAAAAAAAAUUAGAUUUGAAGGGACAUAAAACCCAAUUUUUUCUUUCAUGAUUCAGAUCAAGCUUUAAACAACUUUCCAGUUUACUUCUGUUAUCUAAUUUGCUUCAUUCCCCUGGUAUCCUUUGUUGAAAAACAUACGUAGGCAGGCUCAGGAUCUAGCUGUUAAUAGGUGGCUGCACAUUUAUGCCUCGUCAUUGGCUUAUCAAGGUGUUUAGCAAGCUCCCAGCAGUGCAUUGCUGCUCCUUCAAUAAAGGAUACCAAGAUAAUGAAGCAAAUUGAUAAUAGAAGUAUCUGAAUAAUGGAAGAAAAAAAGUGAUAGUCAAUAUUAAUUUAGCCACUUUCAUCACAGUAAAGGUGCUUUGCAAAAAAAAAUAUGUUUUUCAGUUGAUAGCUACUUUUUUUUCAAUCAGUUAAGAAUCGUAAACUACUGAUUAACUAGAAAUAGAUAUUUUAAAGCCUAAAAACUGUAUUUUUAAUAAUUUGUCAAUUAAAUUAUAUUGAACAACAAACUACA